Molecule: messenger RNA, 1803 nt
Organism: Peniophora sp. CBMAI 1063
Lineage: Eukaryota; Fungi; Basidiomycota; Agaricomycetes; Russulales; Peniophoraceae
Source: the annotation of a GenBank genome assembly
AUGCUGGUAGUUCAUCCUUCUUCGUCUUGUGAUAUCUGCUUGGAACAGUUUCGUUCUGGCCUCGAAAACACACGCCAACCGUGCGCUAUCCAAUGUGGCCAUAUAUUCUGCCAAUCUUGUAUUGACUCGUUUCCGCGCCUCGUCUGCCCGCUAUGCCGUGUACACUUUGAUCCAAGAUCAAUCCGGAGGUUACAUGUCGACCUCGCAACACCCCAAGGAUCACCGGCGGCGCCCGUCAUUUCAACGCUCGGAGAAGUCGACGUAGAGAAGGAGAAGCUCAAAGCGCGUCUAAUCAGCAUGGUGCGGGAGGGCGCAGAUGGCACGCGAUUCGGGAACCUCAAAGGCGAGGCUGAAGCCUGGCUCCAGCAACAAACAGCGGACGACCACUGGGACCUGCGCGCUCUACUCACGCUCAUUGUAAGAUACCACGAGUAUCACAAGCGCGAGCAGCUCGCCUUGCGCGAACUGCGCGAGGCUGAGGCGAACAACAAGGCACUCGACCAGACCAACUUCGACCUCGCCGAGGCCCUCGAGCUUUCUCAGAAGGAUGUGGCCCGCCUGCAGGAAGAGAUGUACGAAGGCCAGGAAGAAGAGAUUCGCUCGCUACGGGCAGAAGUGCUCUACUUCUCCGAAAAGAACCGCGCUCAGCGUCAACCGUCGGGCUUGAGUCGCUCCCGCCCGGCCGAAGAGACGGACAUCGAGCUCUUGCAUACGCCUGCACCAGUACCGCCGCCGAUCGACCUUGAUCUGAGCGCACAGCCUUCAGCGCCCAGUCCUCCUCGUACCGAGUCAAACGUGCCUACUAGUACUAGUGCUGUGCCUCAACAUGUCGUCAGCCCGCUCUUCGAUCACCUCGAGGACGAGGACACUGGACUAUUCCAUCCGGAGGCGCAAGACCGUGUUGAGCGCACCGUUGAGCGCGCUGAGCGCGUCAGGGAGCCGCGUUCGCGUCGCGGCACAGUCACUGAGCCACCACCGCGAACUGAGAGGCGUACUUCAAUGCCCGCUGAAGGCGCUUUCUCGACGCCCAAGACGCCCAAGGCCGGCCUGCGUCGCAACUCGACAGAUCCGCAGCCCUUCUUGAAGCCUGCGCCCGUCGUCGAGAAGGGCAAGACCUCGCCGACCGAGCGUGAUACGUCAAGAAGCAAGACGGCGCCCAUGGUCAUCAACGGUGUCGCUGCGCGCUUCUACGAGACCAUUCAGUCGUCACCAUCAGGCGCAUCGUCGCUACCGCAUCCGAUGCCUGCGACGUACUACUCACGCCGACAAGAGAAGACCCGCGAGAACGCGCUUGUUUCUCGUGCUCGUGCGGACUCGGCAAGCACUCCCGUACGCCCUCAGACACCGACCCGACCCAAGUUGAGCAAAGGCAUGCAGCAGCGCGUCAGCCGUCUGCAGCUUCAGCUGGUGCCGGAUAGCUCUGACGAAGAGGUCAUUCGCCGCGCUCAGCGUCGCGAUCUUCUCAAGGACAUCCUCGCUGAUCCUGGAGCCACGCCUGGCCGCGCGCCUCCUCCGCCUCCACCGCCUCCGCCGCCUCCGAUGCUCGUCUCGCGCGCUAGCUCCGCAGCCCGUCAGUUCGAGAUCGAGCGUGCGCGUCGUCGCGCGGAGGGUCAGGGCACACCUACACAGUCUGCGCAGGGUACGCCGACUAGUGAACAGACUGGCUUCAAGUUCGACCAGACACCCAUGCAUCCUCGCCGCUUCCUCGAGCGCCGCGACUCAGCGUCGAGCGCUCGCGGCCCUGUGGAGGCUACGCGCGUGUGGCGGCCCACAAUGACCUCGGGAAUCGACUCCGAAGCAUAA